Molecule: messenger RNA, 309 nt
Organism: Symbiodinium pilosum
Lineage: Eukaryota; Dinophyceae; Suessiales; Symbiodiniaceae
Source: the annotation of a GenBank genome assembly
GUCCUCGGCCCGUUCGUCCUCGUCUUCCUCGAAGCGGGGCAUUAUCUGGUGCAGGACUGGAGUCGUGCGCAGUGUACCUCUUCGCCCGACGGCUCCUUCCACAGAGUGACGGCAUUCCCACUGCGCCUGGGCUACAGCACCACCCUACACAAGAUUCAGGGUGCAACGCUACCGCAUGUGACGAUCUGGAUGGACGUGCCAUAUGUCCGGGCAGCACUCUAUGUUGCGUUAUCGCGAGUUCAGCGAGACGGCGAGUGGCGCUUCAUCGGGAGCAUCGACCGACGGCACUGUGUGCCGGCGAAGCUUUGA